Molecule: messenger RNA, 1749 nt
Organism: Ascochyta rabiei
Lineage: Eukaryota; Fungi; Ascomycota; Dothideomycetes; Pleosporales; Didymellaceae
Exons: 2
Coding region: 1-1749 (582 amino acids)
Source: RefSeq, a predicted model, not a curated record
AUGCAGACUUGCGCGCCCUCUGGGACGGCUAUUCAGUCGAACAUCGACGCCAUGCCAUUCUGGAACGACAUAUUUGAAUCUGCGAUGGUAGCUUUCGUAAAGCAAAGUGCUGAGCCAAAAGAGCUCAAAGACUCCAAAAUUAAGAUUAGGGAUGCAAACAGCUGGGGCGAAGUACAAAUCUGUCUCCAAACUGCCCAGGAUGCCUACAUUCAAGCGACUGGUGUGAGAGGAUGGAUAAGAAAAUCGCGACGUGUAGUCGCCGACAAUAGCCAGCUCGCUGUACAGGGGUGGAAGUGGGUCCCCAACGUGGAAGUGACCUCCCCCGUUGUGAAUGUCGUGCAGAGCCUUUUGGAGGCUAUUCGAAACGCAGCGAAUGUGCGAAAAGAGAUCUUGGUUGGAUUUGACGGCCUUGAGGAGACCUUUACCGAGAUUGACUUUGUCUUCAGCAUGUUCCCAAAAGAUACUAACGUCAGGGAUGCUGGAAUUGGGCUGGUAGCUACUAUGUUAGACACCGUGGAAAAAGUCAUUGGCUUUUACAAGAAAGGCAUUGUGAGAAAAAUGAGUUCAGCCUUGUUUCAAGGCGACGAAUAUCAAGAGAAGAUUCUUCAGGGCCUUCAGAACAUCAAAAUCAUGAGCGAAAAGCUAUCACAUCAGGGAAAAAACUCUCAUAUGUUCCGCUCACGCCAGGACGAUGCAAGGGUAGACAAAGUAGGGAAAGUGUUGCUGGAGGAGACAAGAACAACUUACACCAGCGUUUCCAACAUUGAGAAUAUGGUUGUACAAGUGAAGGAAAGUCAAGAGAGUGGUGUGGUGAUGUUGAACAACAUCUUCCACUUACUCGACGAAGCCGACAAAGCAAGGAAAGAGAAUACUGAACUGAGAAGGAGGCAGGAGCUGCUGGAGCAAAAAGUGCAACGAGCCGUAACGCCGGUGUUAGUAUCCACCAUGGGCGUAUCGCACAGCUUUACGCCUCCGAUAUCUCCAGAGAUUCUUUGGAAACUUAUGGACGUAUCAGAAAUCGAGACCGUCGAUAUUGAAACCGUUGAGCUCAAACGAGAGAGCAUAUCCUCAGUCGACCACGGUCGAUUCGAGCAGGUCGUCAAUAUGAACCGCUUCAAACGUUGGAUCGUAAAUCCCCACUCGGAUACUCUGCUUUUGCAAGAUAGUUGCAGAGCUGUAGGCGGAGUAACAGCUUCGUCGGCCUUCUGUUCAACAGUGUUCCAGGCACUCAGACAGAGGCAAAGCCUUUGUCCGCUUGUCUUCUUCUGUGGCCUGCACGAUGACGAAGACACCAAUUACGGCGGAACUGUGCUUCUCAGAAGUUUUAUUGCUCAGCUCCUCUGUCGGCAACCGUUCAACACUAAUUCCGUCCAACGCCACGUACACUUGGAGAGCGUACAACAAGGAGAUAUUGCCGCUCUACUACGGCUGUUUUCUUGGUUGAUGCAUCAGAUCGCUGAAGAUGUGACAGUUGUAUGUAUCAUCGACAAUAUUGGUUACUACGAGCGCGAUGCAACAGUCGAAGAUACUGUUGAAGUUGUCGCGAGCAUUUCGCGGUUGAUUAACGAAACCGCACUUCGAGCGGCGACCAAAUUACUUGCAACGAGCAACACGCCCGUAAGAGAGACACGGCCGUUCUUCAGGGAUGAUUCGGUCAUAAAUCUUUCAGCUGUGACGGACUUUGAAGGAUCCAGUAAAUUCAGGAUGCAGCGGCAGUUGCACAACGAGCUAGACGAGGACAGUGUCUGA